Messenger RNA from Patella vulgata (common limpet), 2733 nucleotides. RefSeq lists its product as uncharacterized. The record is from RefSeq and is a predicted model, not a curated record. The transcript is spliced from 2 exons. NCBI's taxonomy places the organism in Eukaryota, Metazoa, Mollusca, Gastropoda, Patellidae. The coding region runs from base 350 to 1483 and encodes 377 amino acids.
AACAACCUAAAAAAACAAAACAAUCUUCACACAAAUAGGCCUGUGCUAUUAUAUGUGCCAUAUAGACAAUUUUUAAUUUCGAAUAAUAAUAGUUGCAUGCUUAAAAGAGCUAAAUUGUUAAUAUUUGGGAUCUAGAAAUUGACACAAAUGGGUCGCAACACAUAAUUUCUAAUUAGUUAUAUUCGUCGAAAUACUCUAGAUGUCUAAAUCGAAUGGCAAUGUCUAGCAACUGGUUAUUCCAGUCUACACUGAUAGUAUUUAUUGUGCAUGCUCUCCAGAUAAGAAUAUGACUUGUGGGAAUAUAUGUCUAGCCUCGUUCUUCUAGUCCCUUGUUACAAAUGACACUGAAAUGCAUUACACAAUUCGUGUACCAAUGGUUAAAUGUUUGUUUUGUCUCAAAUAUUGGAUAUCAGAAACCCAUCUUUUCCCCGUUAAGAUCACAAGAUCAAUGUUGAUUGAAAUUGACAAAUACUUUGUGUUUUCAAUGUCGCAGAUUUUGGAUGAUAUUGACUACUUUAAGUUUAAUUAUUUACCUAAUCUAAUUCCUUUACAUUUUAUUUUCAGCUUUUAUGAUGAUAUACAGUAUUUGGAAAACUUCAGAAUGUCAAAAUGUACAUUUGAAUAUCUGUGCAGAAUUUUGAGACCAUUUCUUGAGAAACAAGUAACAAGUAUGAGGGAACCAAUAUCUGUUGAGCGACAGGUUGGCAUAAGUUUAUGGGUUUUAGGGACCAAUGCUGAGUACAGAACUGUUGCUGCAUUAUUUGGGGUUGGCCGGUCAACCGUGUCUUCAAUUAUACACAUAUUUUGUGAGUCCCUGAUUUCGAUCAAGGACAAAUUCAUUAAAUUUCCAUCAGGUGAAGAACUGAAUAGAGUUGUAAAUGGGUAUCGGUCGAAAUGGGGAUUUCCUAAUGCAGGUGGAGCAAUAGAUGGCAGUCAUAUUCCUAUAUUAGGACCGAGCAUGAACCAUGCUGACUUCCAUAACAGAAAAGGGUGGUAUUCCAUCAUUGUUCAAGCAGUUGUGAAUGAUCGUUAUGAAUUCACAGACCUAAAUAUCGGGUGGCCAGGAAGUGUUCAUGAUGCACGAGUCUAUGCAAACUCCAAAAUAUAUGCAAAAGGGCUGUCUGGGACAUUAUUUGCCGGCAAGAUGAUUGAUGUCAAUAAUGUGCGCCUGCCUAUCGUCUUGUUAGGUGAUCCGGCUUAUCCAUUAUCCAACUUUCUAAUGGAACCAUACACAGACAAUGGACACCUGACCCAAAAACAAAAGACAUUUAAUUAUAAGCUAAGUAGUUCACGCAUGACGGUAGAAAAUUCCUUUGGUCGCCUAAAAGGUCGCUGGCGCUGCUUAUUAAAGCGAUUGGAUAUGAAUGUUGACAAGGUCCCCAAUAUUAUUAUGACCUGUUGCAUACUUCAUAACAUAUGCGAACAAGCAAAAGACCCAUUUAGGGUUGAAUGGCUAGAGGAUGUAGCAAAGGGAGAAAACUAAAUGCCUCAGCCAAAUCAAAGUAACGAAGAGGCAAUCAAUGCAGACUGCACUAACAUUAGAAAUAUCCUGGCUGAAUACUUCCAGGAAUAAUUUAACCUUACAAAACAAAUAAUUAAGAAAGUAAUAAUUGACCAUACUGUUACAUACACUCACUACAAAGAAUUUCUAUGUGUAUAUGCCAUCUUUUGUUUACUUUUAUUGUUUCAUUUUGUGUGUUUGCAGAAAACUAAAAAAUGGUCAAACUAAAUUGGUUUAUUUUCAUAAUAAAAAUCAUACAACAGAAAAAUAACUGAUAAUCUUAUAACACAGUGGGUCUAUUAUAACUAUAUAUGUGAUCAGCUCUGGCCAAAUGGUUGCUAUGGAGUUCAAUUUGUUUCCAAAAUUUUCAAUAUCUUCUUUCUUAAAAGUAAUAUUAUGGUACAUUCAAAUUUAAAUAUUCCAAGCAUAUUUCUAAGUCACAUACUAAUUUAAAGGUAUUUGGAUACAGAAUUUAAAUUGACACCUUUUGGCAUCUUGAUUUUUGAUCCAUGCAUCUCAUUAAGCCAGAGUUGGAUUAUAUAAUAAGAGGUCCAAUUGUCAUCUUUGUUGUCCAUCAUUGAAGAAGUGUAUGUAAUUAAAAAUAUACAGUGGACUCUUUCACUUUCAACAUUGUACAGGACCGAUACAAUGCCAGAUUAUACACCAUGACGGAAUACUUAAUUGUCUCAAAACCGCAAGUAUUAUUGUACCUCGAAUACCAAAGUAUUAUUUUAAUGCACCUUCGAAUACCCAGAACUUAAAAAUAUGAUAAACCUUUUUGUACAUUUGAAACUUUAUUAUAUAAAAUUAUUAUGUUUUUACUUUGGGUGCGUACAAAACACUUGUGCGUCGUUAUGAACAAAAUAUUAUAAUGAUAGUGAUUCUUCAUCUCAGCAAUUUAUAUUUAAUGUUGCUGUAUUUGACGUGAAAAAAUCAAAUGAAAUACCAAGCACUCUCUUACAAGAAAUUAUAAAAUUAUCAAGGUUUUAUUAACAAAGACUGACACAUACACCAAGCUCACCGAUAAUUGAUUGCUUGUGGGUUAACACCCACUGAUUGAAGGCAGGAUUAUCCAAUGUUAAUUCAACAGAAAUCGUUUAACGGGGUCCCCAGAUUGGUCUAAUAAUUCGGAAUAUUCCGAGUCCACUGUACAAGCCUACACUAUAAAGUUAUUGAUCAAUUUUUAAUUUAUGUCUUUCAAUUAAUGUAUUAAAUAAAAGAGAAUUUACCAU